This is a messenger RNA of Oncorhynchus mykiss (rainbow trout), 1924 nucleotides long. RefSeq lists its product as uncharacterized. Gene Ontology annotation, biological process: negative regulation of smoothened signaling pathway. Gene Ontology annotation, cellular component: ciliary membrane; Golgi apparatus. Lineage: Eukaryota; Metazoa; Chordata; Actinopteri; Salmoniformes; Salmonidae. The record is from RefSeq and is a predicted model, not a curated record.
UCACAUUGCCAGAGAACAGCGAGUUUUGUUACCGCUGAUUCCAUUGAGCUGAUUCCCCCUUCACUACAUUGCUAGGCUACAUUAUAACCUCGAAUGGAUACAUCUGACGGGCAUUACAGGCUACAUUGUAACCUCGAAUGGAUACAUCUGACGGGCAUUGCAGGAGGGACAAAUAACGGUAUUUCUAUUGAAGGGAGUAUUGGCAGAUUAUGAAAUCUGACCAUUGCAUACAAUAUAUGUAUUUAUGGAAUUUCCAUUUGUUUGCAAUGAAGACAUCUCAGAUGGAGAAGAUAAACGGACACAGGAAAGAAGCGGUAUAAUAUGCACUCUUGCAAGCAUCUCUUAAAUAACAUAAUUUCGGCGAAAAUGGUCGCAGAACUUUUGAGUUUUCCUUUAACUCAUCUUUCAAAUAUAUUUUCCUGACACCAUAAACUACCCUGUUGCGAUACUGAGCUAUGGUAAUGGGUGAAACAGUGGGCGUUCAUAGCCAGGGCCAUGGUCGAUCGUUAUAAGGCAAUGAAAGGAAACGGCUUUGCAUAAAUCCUACACCAGGACUGCUGCGUGAAGAUGAGAGGCUUGCCCUUCUACCAAGAGGACAAUGACAAUACAUCCACUGGGCAUGACCAAAACAUUGAUAUGGGACCUUGAAAUCCAUGCCUGAAUCUCUUUUGUCCUAUCUGCCCUUGGAGGGGGCGAGAUAGAGGAGACUUUCCUCUUUGACUCAAUAUAAAGGAGAAGAGAGCAUCCACGUCUGAGAAAUGGAUAAACUCUCCGUCAUAUCAGGAUGUCUCUUUCUAGCAGCUGAUAUCUUUGCUAUCGCCAGUAUUGCCAAUCCGGACUGGAUCAACACAGGAGAUGCAGCUGGUAAGUUAGGUUCCCUGACGGUAGGCCUGGUGCGGCAGUGCCAGACCAUCCACGGUCGUGACCGGACCUGUAUCCCCCCGCGGCUGCCCCCAGAGUGGGUCACCACCCUCUUCUUCAUCAUCCUGGGCAUCAUCUCCCUCACGGUGACCUGCGGCCUGCUAGUGUUAUCACACUGGUACCGUGAAGCCACUCGUUACGCCCGCUGGAUUGCCUUCACUGGGAUGAUCCUGUUUUGUAUGGCGGCUCUUAUAUUUCCUAUAGGAUUUUACAUCGAUGAGGUUGGGGGACAGCCUUAUAAACUACCCAACAACACAGUGGUGGGGUCCUCAUAUGUACUCUUUGUCCUAUCUAUAUUUUUCACUAUAGUGGGACUACUGUUUGCAGGAAAGGUCUGCUUGCCUGGGUGACAUAUUGGACACUUAAGUGUCCCGCUUGCGUCGCCUCAUUAGCUAGCUUUUGAGGUGGCGCCAUCGGCUAAGACGCUUAAGGAGGGCGGCUACGUGUAAGGCAGAGGUCCUGAGUUCACGCCAGGUAUGGGCCAAAUCGUGAGGAAGUGGUACUGGCUAAGCAAGCAGCGUGACAGCAUGACGUUUGAAAAUGGAUGCCUGGAAGGGAAAAAUAGGAACUGUGAGAAACACACUUUCUCUGUGUUUGUGGAACUCUCUGAUUUACCUUUGGAUGACAGGUCUCUACAGCCCCUAGCCCUGGUCCCAUAGGACAGGUAGUAGGCACUAGCCUGUCUGUGGUCAUAGAUAUGGGAGGAAUGGACACCUAUCCAGUCCCUUCACAGAUCAGUGAACACAGAAGUUUUGUUCCACGAAUAGAGUGCCUUUUUGGGUAGUGUAACUUUUUAUUUCACCUAAUUUUAACAUUUUGUCAUAAAAAGCACGUUUUAACGUCAUAAGAAACAUGUUUCUCCAACUCCUUUUGAAAAAAAUAAUUUAAAAAGGAAUCAUUUCACCAUAUUUAAACGAGAGUUCAGUUGACGUAACAGGGUUGACCUUAAACCUGAAGGACAUGAAUCACUAAUCAAAUGAAAUAAAUAAUACAUAUUCAGAAA